AUGGAGCGCGAGAGCCGGCUCAGCGAGCUCGAUGAUGAGUUCCCGGCAACUAAGAAGCGCACACCUCAGAAGAAAGCGAAACAGCGGGCGGCAGAUGUCGAGAGCCCGCUAACCGAACUCGAGGGCGGCGAGGGGUCGCCCGUGACGAUGAAACGCGCGAGGCGGACGAAGACGACGGAACCGGUCGUGUGCGACGUCCCGUUCAUGGAGCGCAAUGAGACAAAGUCCACUGGUCUCAAUCUAUAUAUGCUUAGCACGUCUCAGCCUGAGGGCAGUGAACUGGUUGCCGAUUAUCGUGCGCGACACUGGAACAACUUGACGACAUGA
This is a messenger RNA of Fomitopsis serialis, 327 nucleotides long. RefSeq lists its product as uncharacterized. NCBI's taxonomy places the organism in Eukaryota, Fungi, Basidiomycota, Agaricomycetes, Polyporales, Fomitopsidaceae. Bases 1 to 327 code for a protein of 108 amino acids. The record is from RefSeq and is a predicted model, not a curated record. The transcript has a single exon.